AACGGCGACUGAAACAUCUAGAAGCCUUAAAAGUUGGUUACGCAUUUUGCAAAUUAUUCCCUUUUGCACCAGUCGCUCAAAAUCUGUUAGCAUAACGGCAUUAGGAAAAUGUCAAGGAGACGACACAGUGACGAGAGUGAUGGAGGCCAGGCCCACAAGAGGAGGAGAACAUCGGAGCCCACUGAGAUUGAAGACCGCCUGGAGUCGUUGAUAUGUCGUGUGGGAGAGAAGAGCACCUCCUCCCUGGAGAGCAACCUGGAGGGGCUGGCGGGCGUCCUGGAGGCGGACCUCCCCAACUACAAGAACAAGAUCCUGCGCAUCUUGUGUGCUGUUGCUCGAACCCUACCAGAGAAGCUGUCUGUGUAUACUACGCUAGUGGGCCUCCUCAACGCGAGGAACUACAACUUUGGCGGCGAGUUUGUGGAAGCCAUGAUCAGACAACUCAAGGAAACGUUGAAAAACAAUUUCUACAAUGAAGCACUUUACCUGGUGCGUUUUCUGUCCGACCUGGUGAACUGUCAUGUGAUCGCGGCUCCCUCCAUGGUGGCCAUGUUUGAGAACUUCAUCAGCGUGACGCAGGAGGACGACGUCCCUCAGGUGCGGUCGGAUUGGUUCGUGCACGUUGUUCUUUCCUGUCUGCCCUGGGUGGGGAAGGAGCUCUACGAGAAGAAGGACGUCGAGAUGGACCGCCUCCUCAGCCAGAUCGAAGGAUACCUCAAGAGGCGGUCAAAGACCCACCUGCCCAUGCUCCAGGUGUGGACGGCAGAGAAGCCCCACCCCCAGGAGGAGUACCUGGACUGUCUGUGGGCCCAGAUCCAGAAGCUGAAGAAGGAUCGCUGGCAGGAACGCCACAUCCUGCGGCCCUACAUCGCCUUCGACAGCGUCCUGUGUGAGGCGCUGCAGCACAACCUGCCCCCCUUUACCCCGCCGGGGCACCUGCCCGACACCCAGUACCCCAUGCCCCGGGUCAUCUUCCGCAUGUUUGACUACACGGAUGCCCCAGAGGGUCCAGUGAUGCCCGGGAGCCACUCCGUGGAGCGCUUUGUGAUCGAGGAGAACCUGCACAACAUCAUCAAGUCUCACUGGAGGGAGAGGAAGUCAUGUGCGGCUCAGUUACUCAGCUACCCUGGGAAGAACAAGAUCCCUCUGAACUACCACAUCGUGGAGGUGAUCUUUGGAGAGCUGUUCCAGCUUCCCUGCGCCCCCCACCUGGACGUCAUGUACACCACGCUGCUCAUUGAGCUCUGCAAGCUGCAACCUGGAUCUCUGCCUCAAGUCCUGGCCCAAGCCACUGAGAUGCUGUACAUGAGACUGGACACCAUGAACACCACCUGCAUAGAUAGACUGAUCAACUGGUUUUCGCACCAUUUGAGUAACUUCCAAUUCCGAUGGAGCUGGGACGACUGGGCAGACUGUUUGACGCUGGAUGCGGAGAAACCCAAACCAAAGUUUGUCAAGGAAGUUCUUGAGAAGAGCAUGAGGCUGUCCUACCACCAGAGGAUAGUGGACAUCGUCCCCGCGGGUUUCACGCCCCUAAUCCCGGCCGAGCCAUCCUUCUUCUACAAAUACGGAGAGGAGUCUGGCGCUUCGUUACCGGGAUACCAAACCUCCGUCACCGUGGGCAACGCCAUCAAGAACCGGGCGUCCAACGAGGAGAUCCUGGCGAUCCUGAAGGACAUGCCCAAACCCAACCAGGAGGAGGACGACGACGAGGGUGAGAGCUUCAACCCUCUGAAAACGGAGGUGUUUUUGCAGACGCUGCUCCACUUGGCCGCCAAGUCCUUCAGCCACUCCUUCAGUGCCCUCGCCAAGUUCCAUGAGAUUCUGAAGGUGCUGACUGAUAGCGAUGAGGGGAAGUUACACAUCCUCAGGGUGGUGUAUGAGGUGUGGCGGAACCAUCCCCAGAUGAUCUCGGUGCUGGUAGACAAGAUGAUCCGCACCCAGAUCGUGGACUGUGCUGCAGUCGCCAACUGGCUCUUCUCCCAAGACAUGGCCCACGAAUUCACCAGGUUCUACAUCUGGGAGAUCCUGCACUCGACCAUCCGCAAGAUGAACAAACACGUCCAGAAGAUCCAGAAGGAGCUCGAGGAGGUCAAAGCCCGGCUGGACAAGCAGCAGAACAAGAAGCGGGACAGCGGGGAUGAAGAGGACAUGGAGAAGAACAGCGAGGACGAGGAGGGGCAGCUGGAGGAGCAGAUCGAGAGGCUUCAGGAGAAGGUGGAGUCGGCCCAGAGCGAACAGAAGAACCUCUUCCUCGUCAUAUUCCAGCGCUUCAUCAUGAUGCUGACGGAGCACCUGGUCCGCUGUGAGACGGGCAGCGUGGACAUCAACACGCCCUGGUACAAGACGUGCACCGAGAGACUGCAGCAGAUCUUCCUCAUGCACCACGUGACCAUCCAGCCCUACGUAGGGACCCUGGAGAACCUGUUGUUCACAGCCGAGCUGGACCCACACAUCCUGGCCGUGUACCAGCAGUUCUGUGCCCUGCAGCUCUGAGGCGCACCACACACACACCAGCUCUUGCAUCAAGAUUCUCAUCAUAACAUUUGAUUUUUAUUUUUAUACUUUGUUUGCUAUGGAGUAGCUGACUGCAUAGUAGCCUGUUGUUUAGGACAUUUUCUUUGAAAGAGUACAAACAGGAAAUGUGAAAAAGCGAUUUUUCUGUAGUGUUUUAGUUUUUGGUCCCUUUGUUUCUUUUUACCAUAUACUCUUAGUCCUGUGAGUGUUUUAACCCGUCGCUCACUGAGCCUGACUGACAAAGGAGAUGGCUUUAGAUUGACUCAAAACCCUCUACUUUUUAUAUGUAUUUUAUGUAAACUGGGAAAAUAUUAAAGCUCUUUGGAGUCUUCACAUGA
Gadus macrocephalus (Pacific cod) is the source of this 2855-nucleotide messenger RNA. RefSeq names its product nuclear cap-binding protein subunit 1 (gene ncbp1). The record is from RefSeq and is a predicted model, not a curated record. Gene Ontology annotation, biological process: nuclear-transcribed mRNA catabolic process, nonsense-mediated decay; mRNA export from nucleus; regulation of mRNA processing. Gene Ontology annotation, cellular component: nucleus; nuclear cap binding complex. NCBI's taxonomy places the organism in Eukaryota, Metazoa, Chordata, Actinopteri, Gadiformes, Gadidae. The coding region runs from base 109 to 2496 and encodes 795 amino acids. Gene Ontology annotation, molecular function: protein binding; mRNA binding; RNA cap binding. The transcript is spliced from 23 exons.